UAUCAUCAACAAAAAUUGCGUUCAACAUUGAACUAGGCAUAUUUGCCUUAAUUCUUGCCUGUAUAGCAUGGUUGGCACAAAAAUUUUGUGCUUUGCCUUCACCGUCAUCAUCUUUAUCCAGGCAUAAUGAUGACGGUGAUUCUUUACCGAAUUCUGUUCAUAAACAACAACAACAACAACAACAACAUCAACCUAAAACGAUCAUCAUCGGUACCAUUCAAAAUGGUAAAACCUUUACUGAUGAUGAUUAUGAUGGUGAUGGUGGUGAUAAUAAUGUUAAACUAAAUAAUUGUAGUAUCAAUAAAAACUUUAAUAAUCGUAGAUGUACUAAUUCACAAACAGAGAUUCGACUACGAAACAUAAAUUACCGACCAAUACAACUGGUUGAUACGGCUACACAGACCAUCAUAGAAAAAUCUAUACAACAACAACAAGAAGAUUAUAAUCCAUCAUUACAGAAACAAGAUAAACCACAGAAUUUUUUCAUAGAACACCAACGAUAUAAUUACGGUUACGACAGUGAUCAACGAUCAACAUCAUCGAUUGCGCAUUCAGAAUUUGAAUACUAUCCGAUUGUUGGUGAAGAUAAUUAUUGUUGUAAUCGAUUACAGCAUCAACAGCAGCAGCAACAACAACAACAACAACAACAACGACGACAAAAUCGAUUUAGUGCCGAUUUUGAAACCGAUAGCGAUUGGUCAAGUGUACAAUCAAUACCAUUGGCAAUUUUCAAUACAAAAAUGGCAACAACAAUACCACAAUCACCAAUUGCAGUUGCACCGCCGCCGCCACCACCACCACCACCACCAAUGCCUGGAACUUCCGGUGCAUUACCAAUGCCUGAUUGGCGUGAUCUUUAUCCAUCACAACCACCAACAUCCAUAAGACGUGAACAUCCACCGAGUAAAGAGGAGAUUGAAAAACAACAAUACGCACAUUUACCGGAUAAAUUAUUGAAUGCAAUGAAUAAGGAUAAAAAACCAUUCACAUAUACACCAAGUGGUGUGUCAAGUGAAAAAGGAGUACUCGAUCUAAGUGAAAUUCGUUCACCACGUAUGAAAAAACGUUUAUUAGCCAAUUUACAUGCUGGGGAAGAGGAAGAGAAUGAAGAUCAACCAAUAACGAAAACAGAUUCUUUACAGAAUCAACCAAAAUCACCUAAUGCUCAUCAAUAUACAGCAAGUCCAUUUGUAUUGCCACCGAUUCCGGCUGAUGCAGCACAAAAACUUCGUCCAUCUAGUCCAUCUGGUUUAGGUUGCCAGAACAAUUUAAAUAACAAUAAAAAAGAAGUUCGUUUUGCGCCGUCACCGAUUCCAAUGCUAUCCUGUGAUGAUAAUGAAUUGAUUAGUAAAUUGGCAGCACGAAAACAGGAUGUUGAAUCACGUGCAACAAUAGUAACAAAUAAUCCUAUUGAUGAUGAUACUGAUGGUGAUAAUAGACAAUCACAACAGCCAAAUUUUCAAACAGCUGAGCAAAAGAAAUUCGAACCUGAUAUGAAUCAACUUUGUUUGAAUGCAGCUGAAGCCGUUCGAACAGCUCGUGGUAUAGCAGAUAUGAAUGAUGUGAACAGCAACAAUCAUCCACAUUUAAAUUCUGUAUAUGGUGGCAACCAAAUGGAUGAAUUGAAUGAAACAUUUCAAAAUCAAUUACGAUUUGAACCGUCUACACAAGUUCAAGUGGCAAAUUUUCAGCAACAACAAACGCCUACAACUUUCAAUACAGAUGUUCUUAAACACGUUCUGGAUUCCGGUUUACAAGAUGAAAUUGAUAAAUUUGAAGAAAUGGGUGCUAAAAUGGGAUCAACAUCACCGAAUCUACCACCAUCGUUGGAAGCUCCAAAUUAUUGUUCCAGGCCAAUGAAUUAUAGAGGAAUAGCACCACCACCGAUCCCACCGAAACCGCAAAAUUUGAUGGAUGGCCGCACAAGUUGUCCGCCGAAUCCAUUUUCAUAUAAUGAUAAUAAUAAUAAUAAUAAUAAUGGUCAACAGAAGGAUUUUAUCAAUAGUUAUCGAUGUAUUUCACCAUCCGUUGAUAUUUGGAAACGAACACAACAGAAUAAUAACGCUAAUGGUUACAAUUGCAGCAAUUCAAAACCACGACCAUUCAGCAGAUCAACUAUGAAUGAAACGACGUUCACAAAUCAGUCGCCACUACAAUCAUUUCAAUCGCCAUCAAACGAACGAACAAUACCGAUUCGAAUGGACAAUGGAUAUUCUGCAUCGUUGCCGAGAAAGAUUAAAUUGGGUCAAGAAUUUCCACAGCCUCGAUCAUAUGAAAAUCCAGAAUCUGGUCGUGAAUAUCUUCAACAAGCUGGAAUGUUUUCACAAUUACCACCGAAACAGAUGGAUUCACCGACACAAUCGAAAAUGUUUUUCGGACUAAAUUCAAGGCAGCAGCAGCAACAACAACAACAACCACUGUUUGAAUCGGAACAUGCUAAAACCUAUGUUGAUCCAGAGGCAAAUCGUGAAUAUCUUUCACAGGCUGGAAUGUUUUCACAAUUACCACCACCACCACUACAUCAUCAACAACAACAACAAACAUUUACAACAUUUAAAUCACGUCAAUCUUCAUUGCCACCAUUAUCGAAUGGUAAUGGUAUUAGUGGCAAUAAAAUUGGGCCAGAAUCACCAGUCGGAACACCACCGAUAAAUCCAUGGAAACAAAUGGCACAAAUGAAUAAUUCUGGCCAUCGAUUAUCAAUGUCGGAAUUACGAAAACUUCCACCAUCUGAACGUCCACAUGAAUCGGCUCCAUUAAAAUAUACAGGUGCAAAUAUCCCAUCACGAUCGUUUCGAAUUCUGCAGCUAAUUACCGGUGAAGAUGUACCGAAUCAAUUUGUACAGGAACAGGAAAAUGAUCAACGUACAAAUCAUCAUCAUCAUCAACAACAACGUCGUCAACCACCACCACCGCCACCACCACGUUCAGAUUCUUAUCGGCCAGCAUCACAACAAUCAUUUCGAACGCCAUCAACAUCACAACAAUUUGAGCAAUAUGAAUAUCAACAAACAACGAUACCUAGGCCUGAAUCGGCAAUGCCAAUGAUUGGAAAUUAUAAUCAAAAUCAACAACAACAACAACAACAAUUAUUAAUGAAUCAUUAUCGUAAUCAAGAACCUCAACAACAACAACAACAACAACAUACACAAUCAACCGUAUAUGCUAGUUCGGCUCAUGGAACAGAUUUUUAGAUCUAAUGACAAAAAUUCAAUCAUGAUUCAAAUUGCAAUUACUUAAUUUUAUUGAUUAUUAUUAUCAUAUGAAUUAUUUUCA
Dermatophagoides farinae (American house dust mite) is the source of this 3276-nucleotide messenger RNA. RefSeq lists its product as uncharacterized. Lineage: Eukaryota; Metazoa; Arthropoda; Arachnida; Sarcoptiformes; Pyroglyphidae. The record is from RefSeq and is a predicted model, not a curated record.